Exophiala mesophila is the source of this 1166-nucleotide messenger RNA. RefSeq lists its product as uncharacterized. Lineage: Eukaryota; Fungi; Ascomycota; Eurotiomycetes; Chaetothyriales; Herpotrichiellaceae. The transcript is spliced from 4 exons. Bases 133 to 372 code for a protein of 79 amino acids. The record is from RefSeq and is a predicted model, not a curated record.
GGAAAAACGUGGUGCCGAAGCUAUUUCUCCUCGGUUGCGGCAGCCUUCAUUUCAUGUGGCAACUUGACCAUCAUCACUCACUUUCCUAUUCACCCUCAAAUCUAUAAAUCUCUGUCGCUGAACUCGUGGAGAAUGUCUGCUUCUCUUGCUCCCGAGUGCAAUGAAGUCAAAGAGAAAUAUGACACCUGCUUUUUGAAAUGGUACUCUGAAAGCUACAUCCGAGGAAACUCGUCAACGGACGAGUGUGAACCGUUGUUUAAAAAGUACAAGAGCUGUCUUACGAAAGCGCUCAAGGAUAGAGGAAUCGACACCAUGCUGAAUGAUGCUCGCGAAGGGACAAACGAAACCGACGCCGAACACAUGCGACGAUGACACACGUCAAGUCCACUCUUGAACUAUCUCGGCACGACAAGAUCGCUCCUCAAAACCCACUUCUCACCACUCUUGACCUCUUUGCCCUCAUGUAGCAGGCAAUCGUCACCAUGUUUAUGAAGCAGCGCCAUACCUGCUUCUAGCCCUACAAUUAUCGGAUCCGGGGCUCGCUCUUUCUUUGUCGCCGGUUCGGGGUAGAAGGCUGUUUCUCCUCCUUCGCAUGUUGUAAGAUAGAUCAAAAGCGUCCAGGUGGUUUUGGCGGGGACUGAAUCAUCGCCGAAUUGUAAUUUAUUGCUCUCGUCAUAAUGUUGAUCGAAAAAUUGUCCAGGACGAUACCUGUAUACUCUGAUAUUGGGGUUCAAGCCCAACACACGACCACCAAAAGAUAUCUCAUUUUCGGGCCGUUGAACCAGGCUCUGAAGUCCGCUGCGUUCCCACAACAUCUUUGCGAAUGAUGCAUCUUGAAUCUGAAAUCGAUCGUUGACUCUUGUGGCCUCACCCCGCUUUGGUUUGCCAGGAGUGGUGGUCAGUGGUAAAGAUGACAAGAAAGCAACAUAGUUUUUGCAUAAAGUCGAAGUGAAAAGAUUCCGAAUGACUAGAAUUUGGUCGUCUAGGACUGUGUCGAUUGAAAGAUCGUCGGUUGGGACGAGAGGAUCCAACGGUGGCCAGUUGGGAGUGGAGGCUUUUGGCUGCGAUUUGAGCUCCGAGUCGGCGGUGGCCUUGACAGGUUUCUGCUUGCCUCGAGGUGCCAUUGAAGAGACAAUAAACUUGAUACUAACUAGGUUUGAGCAUCC